AUGGACUUUGGGUACGACGAGCACGGCAACAGGCUGGAGCCUGACGACAGCAGCAGCGGCAGCAGCAGCUACGACGGCAGCGGCCAGGAGGUCGCCUCUGUGAGCGACGACAAUGCCUGGCAGCGGGAGGGAGGCGGCAGUAGCGAUGAGGACGACGACGAUGGCUCACUCCAGCAGCAGCGGCGGCGGCGAAGGCGGCAUCGUGGGAGCUCCACUGAUGCUGAAACAAGUGAUUCAAGCAGUGACUUUAGCAACGACGUGGAACUCGUUAUUGGCGAGGCGGCAACACAAUCCCUCGCUGAGCCGCUGGUGGAGGGGAAGGACGUCGUCUCGCGUCCCCGGGCGACGGGGGCACAGGGUAAGUUUCUCGUGGAGGACCGGCGUGUGGCACCGCUGCUUAUUCAAGACGUUCAUGCGGCACCGUCGUCGGAGCGUGGCUUUCUAGAUCUCCUGCGCGGCAUCCCGGCGCGGCAGCGCAACGUGGCCCUCAUUGGCCACCUGCACCACGGCAAAACGUCGCUGCUCACCAUGCUGCUUGGGGGUCGCGCGUACCGCCAGCGUGAGGAUGAGGUGGAGCGCAAAAUCUCUGUGAAGAGCAGCGUCGUGACGGAGAUUGUGUCCGGGGCCCACUUCCAGCAGGCGUCGCACCUUGUCAGCUUCUGCGACACCCCCGGCCAUCCCGACUUCGCGGCGGAGACGGCGGCAGCCCUGCGCCUGGCAGACGCCGCCAUGUUUUGCGUUGACGCCGUUGAGUCCGUCACACGCAACGCCGUCCGACUGCUGCGACAGGCGGUGCUGCAGGAGGGCCUACCUGUGAUUCUUGUCAUCACGAAGGUUGAUCGCCUCAUCAUGGACCUCAAGCUGCCGCCGAUGGACGCCUACCGCAAGCUGCGGAUGGUGGUGGACGCCGUCAACAACGAGAUCGCCGGCUUUGGCUCCCCAUUUCUUGUCUCCCCGGCGAACGGCACCGUCUGCUUCGCCUCCGCAAAGCUGGGCUUCUGCUUCACAGCGGAGACCUUCGCGCUGAAGUACAGCCGCGAGUACCCUUCCGUUGACCCAGCCGCGCUGUCGCAGCAGCUCUGGGGGCAGGUUGCCCUCGAGAAGGGCCGCUUCGUGAGGAUCACCAACUUCACCCAGAGACCUGCCUUCGUCACGCUGGUUCUUGAACCGCUCUACAAAAUUGUCGCCCACGCGUUGACCGGCAAGGGACACGAGGCUCUUAGCAGCAGGCUGCACCCGCUCCCACGGGACCCCGUCGCUGCGGCUCGCGAGGCCAUCCAGCUCUUCUGUGGCGACGCGGCGUCGGAGGGCAUUGACGCCCUUCUCAAUGUGAUGCCGCAGCCGGAUGCGCGCUCGGAGUGGCUUCGACUGCGCUAUGGCCUUGUGUGUGAGGCGGAAAACUCGGCGAUUGCCAUUGCGCCGCUGCUGCGUUCGCAAAAAAACGGUGAAGAAAAUUUUGCCGUUGUUCGCGUGCUGCAUGGUGUUUUACAACGAAAUAUGAAGCUGGUCGUGGUGGAUGAGCACUCCAGCGACGCGGAGCCGUUCUAUACAUUUGUCGUCAAGGAGCUGCUGCUGAAGAUGCUCAACGGGCUCGUGGAUGUGGAUUGCGCCUAUGCAGGCCAGGUGGUUCUUCUCACUGGCUUUGGUACGCGACCCGGGAGCCAUCUUGUGCUGGUGGGGGGCGCCAUCGCCGCUCCCCUGCUGCUGGAGGAGGAGGAGGACGCCGCUGACGUGGGGGACGCCACAUCCGGGGCAUGGCUUGACGAGGCGCGGGUUUAUCCGCUCAACUGCGGGGAUCCGAUGGUGCACGUUGGGGUGGAGCUGAAAGACCCCACGAAGAGCGCAGAGCUGCAGCGCGGACUGCAGAUUCUCGUACGCACAACCCCCGGGCUUGAUGCCCACAAGGAAGAAACAGGCGAGUUCACCCUCACCGGGUAUGGCGAGUUGCACCUUGACACCACUCUGCACGAGCUACGCUGUGGCCUCUGCAAGGGCGUAAAACUUGGAAUCUCACAGCCGUUCGUCUCCUUUUCGGAGACGGUGCUGGAACAGAAUGGCGUGCUGGCCGUGAGCGGCCCCAAGCGGGCACAGGUUGGCUGCACAAGUGGCUCCCUGAACCGCCAGCUGGUGGAUCUCGUGGAGUACGAGCAGGUCGACCUCUUUCCCCGUGAGAGUAGCGGCGUUGUCAAGCUCUGGACGACGCUGCGGCGACAUGGUAUGGACGCGCUGGACUCCCAACACGUUAUGGCGGCGGGCCCCCACGCGACGAAGGGCCCAAGCCUGCUCAUUAACGACACUAUUGAGGAGGAGCAGCGGCAAUUUGCGCCGCUGACGCAGCAGCGUUUGCAGGCCAUGGCCGUUGGCUUUCGCUCUGCCGUGGCGUCUGGUCCACUCACCGGCGACGUGGUCCGUGGCGUCGCGGUGCGACUCGUAUUUGCAGACGUGGAGGCGGAGGUGAAGGAUGCGGCGGUCAUUUCCAUCGCGCGGACGACGGUGAAGCAGGCGCUUCUUGGCGGGCAGCCGCGCCUCCUUGAGCCGGUGCUUGCCGUCGACAUCACGUGUCCCCCCGAGUGUGUCGGAAAACUUUCCGAGAUCCUGCAGAUGCGUCGGGGAGGCAUUUUGGCGGAGGAUCCGAUUGCCGCCACAACGCUUGUGUGUGUGCGGGCGCUGGUGCCGGCGAUGGACAGCUUUGGCCUGGAGACGCAAGUGCGCAUGGCGACGCAGGGCGAGGCGUUCCCGCUCUUCAGCUUCGACCGCUGGGACCUCGUGCCCGGCGACCCAUUCGACGCGACCAUCCACGUCCCGCCGCUGCAGCCGGCACGCGGCUACCAGCUGGCGCGGGACUUCACGCUCAAGACGCGCUUUCGAAAAGGCCUUCCACCACUCCUCGCGGAGUUUCAGGCGUGA
Trypanosoma conorhini is the source of this 2907-nucleotide messenger RNA. RefSeq names its product small nuclear ribonucleoprotein component-like protein. The coding region runs from base 1 to 2907 and encodes 968 amino acids. The record is from RefSeq and is a predicted model, not a curated record. Gene Ontology annotation, molecular function: translation elongation factor activity; GTPase activity; U5 snRNA binding. Gene Ontology annotation, biological process: mRNA splicing, via spliceosome. Lineage: Eukaryota; Euglenozoa; Kinetoplastea; Trypanosomatida; Trypanosomatidae. Gene Ontology annotation, cellular component: U2-type catalytic step 2 spliceosome; U4/U6 x U5 tri-snRNP complex; cytosol. The transcript has a single exon.